Scatophagus argus is the source of this 8198-nucleotide messenger RNA. RefSeq lists its product as uncharacterized. Lineage: Eukaryota; Metazoa; Chordata; Actinopteri; Scatophagidae. The transcript has 59 exons. Gene Ontology annotation, cellular component: cell surface. Bases 232 to 7167 code for a protein of 2311 amino acids. The record is from RefSeq and is a predicted model, not a curated record. Gene Ontology annotation, biological process: cell-matrix adhesion.
UUUACAACUACCAAGAAGGUGAAAUGCUGACAGGUGAAUUCGGUGCUGAAGGGCAAGCUUCACUUCUCAAGUUCAACUAUGAUUUGUUUGCCCCACCCAGAGUGUACCUGCUUCACCUCUAAUCACAAUCCUCAUUUUUCUCCGAGAGAGCAAAGGAGAUAGCGAGAUUUGCUCAUUGGAUGGUUUUGACUUGACAAGAAAUGACAAGGUGAGAAGAACACUGGGCUCACAAUGGCUGGUCAAAGAGUUGUAGUGCAAGUUCUGCUACUCUCAGCUGUAGCGGUCGUAUGCAUAUCAACACUUGUCUCUGCAACUUCAACUGCGACAUUAGGUCCAGGGACAUCUGAAAACAGCAAUGUUGCUGCUCCAAGCAACGGUUUCCAGGAAACUUGCCAUGCAGUUAACCUACGAGAUGCCAGUCACAGCAUAUCUAUUGCAGUGGACACACUGGCAGGAGAGCUAUCCUGUAAAAGAGCUAGGAAUGUGAGCUUACUGGAAGACAAAUCCAUGGAGUUGGAACAAAACCUUAGACAAAUUGUGGAGUCCACUUUAAAAGUCUUCUUUGAGCUGGGCACCAAUCAGUCUGGAGUCAAUGUUCUGCGCAUAUUUGGAGUCUUAGACAGUCUGAGUCUUGGAAACCAUAGUGACCCAAGCUUUAUCAGACUAUGGUUCUCACUGAAGAUGGCUCCUCUUCUGCCCUAUGUUGAUGAAAACUUUUUUAUCCAUCUGAGCAGUCAGAACUUCAGCUGCAGUUCCUUCCAAGAAUUGGUUGAGGCACUGAACCAUGAAAUUGAGAUUUCUCAAAGAAUGGAGAGGACACUAAUCUACACACACUUCAUCCAAGUCUACUUAUCAAGAAAAAACUUACCAGACCCUGGAUGCAUACAAAAUGUGAAUGGAAGUGCAGAAUGGCUGAAGAGAAACAUUGGAAAUUUUUCGACAUUUGCAAGUCUACAGGAUCUUAAAAUACUUAACAACAAUUUCUCUGCAAUGGAGACUUUGGAACAGCUCUCACCAAACCAGAAGGCUGAGCUGAUUCUGGAUCCAGACAGCCAAGCUUCUGAAGCUGAGGCCAUUGUAAAGGAGGUGUUACAAAGCUUGACAGAGUCCCAAGAUGAUGAGCAACUCCAUCAGUUUUUCCAGGCUUUUGCAAACAUCAAUAAGCAGAGAAACGUCACCUUCCUCCGAAAUCCAGGUAUACGAGACACCAUCUUGAACCUGACCUUGACAGCCCUUGCUCCUGAAUUGGUCAACUUUGAGCCUGAAGACUUUCAGCUGUGGUUCCAGGUCAAUUUGGCUGCUGUGAUGGCAAGUUUCCAUCCUGGCAGCUUGGAGGUCAUCCCCAAUAACAUCAACUGUGCCUCCUACGCAGCUAUACUGGCUGGUCUUCAGCAAAGUUUGAAUUCCCUGCCACUGCACCUUUCACUGGGUGUGAGAGCAAGCAUAGAGUCACUCAAGGAGACAUUCACACGUUGCUCAGUUCUAGAUUCCUUCAUGUGCAAGCAGGUCCUGGUGGAUGAAGACCUCAUCUGUGCUGCAGUCAAUAGAUCACAACUUCAACAAACCUUGUCAACUGACAAUUCCUCUCAAGUGCUGUGCAGUUUUACCAUCACUGAGCAUGCCUGUACCACGGGCACACAUCUCACACACAGCAACGCGGUCACACUGCUGAAAUGUUCACUGGAAAGCCAAAGGACAUACCCUGUAGAGGUCUGGAAGCUUUUCUUCCAAAAAGCCUCUCCUGUGCUCGAUCAGGCUCUUGUGACGUUCGCCUCCAUGGCCCCAAACAACAGCAACCCAUUCUCGUCACAUGCUCUCGAGGCUCUUGGAGAAGUGAAAAUUUCCAACUUCAGCCAGGCACAACUGCAAAGCGAUGACUUUGUCCGCAGCUGGUUCCAGACAAAGAUUCGUCCGUUUCUGGCCUCUCCAUCCCCCAACUUUCUUUUCUGCCUUGCCACCAAGAACUUCAGCUGUCAUACGUACCAGACUGUCAUCCAGGCAUUCAGCAGCCAAAAGGCGUCCAUGGACAGAGAGACACAGGCGACAGUCUUCACUCAUUUCAUCAAACCGUUCCUUUCAAGAAAUGACUCAUCAGAUGCUGGCUGUGUCUCAACAACGGGAGGUAGCAAAGAGUGGCUACAGGCAAACCUUGGCAACUUCUCCGGUUUUGCAUCGCUGCAGGAUUUGCAAGCCCUUAAUUCCAACUUUUCCAGCGGCGAAUCCUUGUCAUUGCUCACUCCUACUCAGAUGGCACAGCUGACACUGAGCUCAGUGGCCUCCAAUGACACAGAACAAAUUGACCGUGUGUUUGAGCAACUCCAGGAGGGCAAUGCUCUGGAAAAUGUGGAUGAAUUCCUGACACAGCUGACAGCAAAUGGAGAGGUCCCCCAUUUUCAACCUGUUGUGAGAGAUCGUGUAAUGAAUAGGACCUUCACCAUCAUCAGUCCCUAUUUCCUGCGCUUCACUGAGAUAGACUGGUUCCUCUGGUUCCAUGUGAAACUGGUUCCUGUCCUCCCAAGUUUCAGUCCAAUGAUGCUCGAGAGAGCAACCUCAAGCAUCAACUGCACAGACUACCGUGUCAUUGUGAGUGGGAUGGCCAAAGCUUUGCCUGAAAUGACGCUGCACAGACGACAAGGAAUCGCAGCUGUUAUGCUGGGCCAUCUGAAAAAAUCUUCCAGUGUCAUCGACCAGCCAGCUUGCAGGCAGGGAAAUCAGAGUGAUAUCGAAUGGCUUGAAGCAAACUUUGGUCCAUUUUCCCAAUACACAACAUACUCUGAUCUCAAAUUCUUCAACCUCUCUGGGGUGACAGUGUUAGACUCUCUUUCAUCAAGACAAUUAGCUGAAUUUCUUCUUGAAGCAAACAACUUGUCAAAUGAAACCCUUGUGAGAUUUGCAUUCAAACAACUUAGUGUGUCAUCACGCUUGGAAGACCUUGGUUCUUUUUUUGACACUUUUGUCAGUGGUGCUGCAGAGCAAAACUUGACGACCAUUGACCCAAGGGUGCGUGACACUAUCCUCAAUCUGACAGUAAGGGCACUUGGACCAACUCUAUCCAUGCUAGAUGCUGAGGGAUUCAAGCUAUGGUUCCAGUUCUACCUACCUCUGUUCCUGCCAAGCAUUGAAUCAAGCACAUUUGAAAUUAUUCCAAGAAAUAUCAGCUGUGAUUCCUUUCAAGAGAUUGUCAAGGGGUGCAGCAAUGUUUUCACUAAUCUCUCUGUGAGGCAGACCCAACAGGUUUUUGCAUUCACAAAGGACUAUCUUGGGAGACGUUCCUCUUCAGGUCUCUCCUGUGUUGAAUCUGUAAAUGAUGACAGACUGUGGCUCGAAGGCAACCUUGGUCGUUUCCGUGUACAUGCCUCGUACAUGGAUUUUGUGACUUUGAAGAAGAAUUUCAAUGGUGUGGAGGUUGCUGAUCUUCUUACUCUCACUCAACUGGCCCAGUUGGCAGCAACUCCCUCACUGCUAAAAAGCAUGCAAGAUGUGACAAAAAUAAUGACAGUCAUCAACCGUGUUGACUUUGGUGCUUUCUUUGACAUUGUCUCACCGGCCAUUAAGAUCCACCCAGUCAACUACACAGAGGAGGUGACAUCUGCCCUCCUCCAGACAGUAUUUGAGAGAGGGAAUCUGUCCUCUGUGUCUAUAAAUGACACAGAGUUCCUGUUGUGGCUCAGGGUUCGACUGAGCCCACUCCUGGUUAACCUCUCGCCCAGCCUGGUGACACCUUUAUUUGAGAUCGGGAAGAACAGGAGUUGUAACAGUACACAAGAAAUGAUUUCAUUGCUGAACACACUACACUUCACACUCAGCAACAAUACCCAAAGGGAAAUAUACCAAAGCAUCCUUCUCUUCCUUCAAGGUCCGAUGCCCCUCAAGUGUUACAAAGGUGGAAGCCUCUACAUGUAUCUGAGAAACACUUUCCUCAGUUUUGGAUUUCCAGAUUUGUCUGUUUUUAUGUCUUUUUUGCCACAGAUACGCAAGUCAGAGCUCUUAAGUACCAUCAGCACCUCAGAGCUGCGUCAGUUCCUCAGUCAACCCAAUGUGAUUAGUAACGACUCUGACAUCUGUGUCAUCUUCAACAACUACAACAACACUCCUGCCUUCCUAGAAAAUGAGAAUGUUCCAGAUGAUGUGAAGAUGGUAACCCUGCCCUGUGUUUGGCCUUUGGUACUGAGCAGCAACAGCAGAUCUGAGGUUGAUUCCUGGUUUGACGUACGGUUGAGGAACUAUCUUAGAUUCCUCAGCAAGAGUCUCAUCAGCCCCGGCGAAGUGCAGAAUGCUUCAUGUCUGGCCUUCCAGAAGCUGGUCUCUGUAAUGGGAAACAACUUCACAUACAACAGCUCUCAGUUUGGACGGGGUGAUGUCUACAGCACCAUUAUGACCUACUUGACAACUGGCUCUGGAGCCAAAUGCUAUGAUGCCAGUGAUGCAGAACUCAAUUCUACUGCCUGGUUUGUCAAUUAUAUUGGCACCUUUGUGACAUUUCUCACUACAGAUGAUCUUACCUCCUUCAUCUCCACAAGUCAAGCUGAAGUGUUUUUAGUGGACCAAGCAAACCUGGAGCUCUUCAACAACACAGCAAUCUCAGAAAAUGUAACCAACUACUACAUCUCACAGCUUUAUGAAUUCAACCCAACUUUCAACCCCAUGAAGCUUCCAGGCUUUUUCCUGUGCUCUUCUGAGGUGCCUAGUUCAGCAUAUUCUUCUUUGAAUGAAGAGGAUACCAUCUUUAUCCUGGGUGAGAUAAAGAAGUCCUGCAAUGGAACAAAGGACGCUGAGGUUUCUGCUGCUCUGGCAUCUAACAUCCAGACAAUUACACCAGAGAUGUUUGCAACUCUGGGAAGUGCCAGCGCAGGCCUGACCAGCAGCCAGAUCACUUCAGCUGCUCCAUCAUUGCUGAUUUCCUCUUUGUCCACCCUGAGUUCAGUCAGCACCUGGAACCAGGAGCAGGCCUCCAUCAUCAUCCAAACCAUUACUGCCUCUGGCUUCCAGAUUAACAAAGGGUCCUCCCUGGAAUCUCUUGGCACACUUCUUGCUGGAGUCCCCUCAGAGUCAAUGGAAAAAAUCCCAGCUUCUGAGCUACUAAGCAUCUCCCUGAGCAGCACCUUUGUUUCCAACAUGCUGGCGGCCCCAACAGUCGUCCAACAGACCUUCAUCAAAAAGAUCAUUUCUUUAGACUCAAGUCCAGCCAAAGUGGUAGUGAAUGUCCCUGAUGUUUUGGCAGCUGAGAUCCCACCAUCCAUGCUUGUAUUCUCUGAGGAUACUGUGGACAUUAGUGUUAUCAAUAGAAAGAAAUGGACAAGAGAUCAGGCCACCAUGUUUUUUGGGACACUGGCUGAAACAAACUUUGACAUCGAGCAGCUUUCUCCUGCUGUGCUGCACGGUUUCACGUGCACGUCAGUCCAGAGAAUGACAUCAACCACGAUCAAACAGCUGAUCCGUGCCAGUAGGCCGAGGAGAGGCAGGGCCAAAGUGGAGCUGAAGGAAUCACAAUUGACUUGCAUGUACAACCUGCUCAAUGGAAUCCUCUUCCAGAACUUCACAGAUUAUCCCUCAGACAUGCUUCUCUACUUCAACAACAAAGAUGUCCAGAGAGCCAACUGCAGGUCCUACUUUUCUGCACUGGGUGCUGCAGACUUCUCUGUGCCCUCCAGGGUUUUGAACAAGGACUCACUGCUACUCAGUGAUGCCAGAACCUGCUUGGGUAUAAGCAGUGGGGACCUGAGCAGAGACAAUGUGGAGGUGAUGGGUAACAUGGCCUGCACUUUGGACAGCUCGUACAUCCAGAACGCAGAUCCUCUCAUUCUGGAAAAACUCAAAGCCUGCAAGGACUUCUCUGACAGCCAGGUGGCUGCAAUGGAGGCACUGCUGCUGUCGGGGAAAACACAAUACGGGGAUGCUUCCACCUGGAACAGACAAACACUGGAGAACCUUGGAGUCCUACCUCUGUAUUUCACAAGAAACAUCUGGGGCCAGUUCAAAGCUAAUACAAAGAGAAGGUUCCUUAAGUCAUUCAUGUCCCAACUGAGGAAGAAUAAGACAGAGAAGAGGAAGCUGAAAGUGCUGUUUAAACAGAUCAGUGCUCUCAAAAUGAAACGAGGAUCAGGCUGCACUGUGGGGAACAUCACACAGGUGACAGUUAGCGACGAUUCCUUCCCCUUCGGCUACGACCAGACACAAUUUGACCUCUGCCUGGACAUCCCUGUUCUGAAAGACAACCUCUACUCUAUCUGCGAGAAAGUGGAUGAUGAUGACUUUCAGAAAGUCAUACUGAAGAAACUCAACCAGGCAUUCCCAUCAGGUAUUUCUGAUGACAAGGUUCAGCUGUUGAGUUCAGUGUCUCGUAUGGCGUCACUUGAUGACAUCUCCAACUGGAGCAUCACCAAAAUUGACACCCUGGCAGCGCUCAUGAAAGCAGAUGAUGGAUCAUGGGAGGCAGCAAAGAGCAAAGCAAUCAUCACCAAGUAUCUGAAUACUUCUGGAAACUCCCUGGGCAGCACUGAGCUGAACAGUAUUGACUCCAACCUGUGCUCAUUAGACACCAGUACACUGAAGAUCAUCACCCCUGGCAGUAUCAGAAAUGCAAAACCACUGAAUGUGGCAUCAUGUUCACCUGAGCAGAAGAGAGUCCUGUUUGAGAUCAGUAACUCUUCCUUCAGCUCACUAAGCACCAGUGCCAGUGCCUACUACAAUUUAAUUAAGAUCUAUCUAGGUGGGGCACCUCUGUCAGAUGUGGUUGCACUGUCAACAAAGGACAUCAACAUGGACGUGGACACUUUACGAAGUCUGGAUCCUAACGUGAUUGCUGAUUUGACUGUGACAGAUGUGCAAGGCCUCAUGGGUAAUCAGCUACGAGAUCUGAAGUUGUUUGAGAAUGAUACCGUGAUUCAGGGCUGGACGAACAGGCAGUCUCAGUCGGACCUGGACAGCCUUGGUCUGGGCCUAACCACCAACAGAACUGACCUGACCACUGCACCACCCAGCUCCAACAACAGCACAAAUGCUGCAAACAGCUCUGUGACACCAUUGCAGGGUUCAUCCACCCUGACCACUACAGUGACAACAGCUAAUACCACAAGUGGGGGAGCAGAGCUUACAGAACAGCCAACAUCUGUAUUCCUGGCUGCUCUGCUGACAGCUGUGCUGCUAACAACCAGCUUAAAUGCAUAAGUGACUUAAGCAACCUAAUCAUUAAUCAGUAGCUAUUCACAUCGAUUGAAGGUGAGAUUGUUAUUAUAUAUUCAUUAUUUUUUCUGUUAUUUAUUCAUUACUAAAUCGAACUGCUACAUGGAAACUGUUUAAUUUCUGCUUCAUCUCCUCAUGUUGUAAAGUUAUGUAAUCAUAGGAAUCAAAAUAAUAUACUUUAAGUGAUAAUCUGAUAUUUUACUCUAUAUACUGGGAUUUUUUUUGUAAACAUACAUGAAAUACAGAUGUGAAUAAUUCCUUAAAUUGACCAUAUUAUCUAUUUAUGUAAUUCACAUUAUUGCUAUUCCUUAAAUUAAUAAAUGCAUGCCUAUAUAUGUCUGAUGAUGAUGUGUUUCUGCCACUUGAAGUGGAUUAUGAAAGAAUACAGAUGAUAUGUUCUGAAUCUUGUGUGUUUUACCUUCCACAAUCACAUCACGCUAUUGAAUAUUCUCCAAAGUAGCAAAAUGUGGAUUGAAAGUUUGCACUGAAGUGAUGAUUAAGAUUGAGGGUCUGCAUAUAAGUGUCAUGCCUUGGGGUUUGUCUUUUGAUUUUUGAUCCAUGUGCCAUGUUUCAUGUGUCUUGUCAUGUGUUUCCAUGUAUUAGGUUCUAAGUUUUUGUCAUGUCCUGUUUUAUUUUGAAAGCGUCACUUCCCCUGUGUGUCUCUUUUUCAUGUAGCUUUGCUUUGGUUUAUCCUGAUUGCUUUCUCCUCCCCUUAUGUGUUUCACCUGUCUCUCUCGUUAUGUUGUCUAUUUAGUCCUUGUCUUCCCUGUCACUAUUUGCUGGAUUGUUUUUUGGUCUUCAUGCCAUAACUGUCUUGUCUUGUCAUGUCACGACUUUUGCCUCAGCUUUUUGUUGAUCCCUUUGCUACAGUGUGUGCCAGUUUGAGUUCUUUGCAUUGAGAUUCAGCCCUCUGUGUUAGCGAUGCCACACCAUUGUGACAAUAAGUCUGCUUAUGUUAUAUGUGUAAGGGAUUUGGAAGUUUUUGAAAGAAAUAUUCAUGAACACUAAUUCUGUUU